GCCGCCCCUUCGACGCCCGAUGUUAUCGGCGCGGUUCCCGGAACGCAGACGCGCAGCUGGACGACGCUUCCGCCGGACCUUCGUCGGUGAAAGCAGGCACGCCAAGAAACAGUGAAACCAUGGCGAGUGACAAGGGAUGCGCGCCCACGUCACUGUGCACGCCGAUUCGCGAGGUCAGCACUGAAUGCGCUUUGAUAACGCUCCCUGAAGCCGUGGCCCCCAUCGACUGCUGACUUUGUGUGAGAGAGCUUGUGCGAAGGAGUCCCUGCGCUUAUCCUGUGAAUUCUCGACUGACGUAUUGUUGUGAAGCGAUUGUUUUUUUCGCCAUUGGAUGGAUAACAAUUGAAACGAGACGCGAACAGCGAUCGACGGUGGGAGGAACGACAACGGUACCGCUCAGUGAUUGCAUCCCUUGUAACAUGGUCUGGGGACCGCCCGAAAGCGACGAGGGGUGCGCAACGGCCUGAGCUGCGGAGGCGGAGCGUUCUCAACCGACCUCCCCCCGGCGGCACGCAGUGAGACCGACCCAGCAGCCCGGCGACGCGCCAACCGGUCAUUCCAGUCCAGGAGGCCAGCGGUGCUGUUCGCGUGAAACCUGUGAUGUGCCGCCGCGCCGCCGGGUGACUGGCGCCGCGGCGAUGCGCUCUCCGCCACCACCCCCGCUGCUGCAGGAGGCGGCAUGAGGCGGUCGGCGGCCCUGCUGCUGGCCCUGCUCUGGUGGCUGCGAGCGGCCGCGCAGCCCGGCGUCGUCGCGGCGCGUUACGUGGCGCCCGAGGACUGCCGAUGGGAGCCGCUGGACGCCACCGGGGUGGCGCUCACCUGCGCCGUGCGCACGCUCAGCGGAGGCCCCGAGCCGAGCAACUUCAGCCUCAUCCAGCCGGGACACACAGCGCGGCUCACGGUGCGUUGCGACGACCUGCUCUUCCAGAGCGACCUCACCAACGGCUCGUUCGCCCACCUCAGCGGGCUGCGCUCGCUCAGCAUCGAGCGCUGCAAGCUCGAGGAUGUACCGGCACUCGCGUUUGCCGGCCUCGCCGAGCUUCAGAACCUCAGCCUGCGCACCUACAACACGGAGUGGGGAAAGUUGUCGCUGCGCCUGGCGCCCGACAGCCUGGCGCCCCUCCGGCAGCUCGUCGCGCUGGACCUGAGCCGCAACAACAUGGACUACUUGCCGCCAUCGAUCCUGUGUCCCCUCGUUCAACUCGCGCAGCUGAACCUGACGCGCAACCGUUUCGCGGACGCCACCAGAAUGGGGUUCGCCGAAACGCGUUGUUCUCCGCUUGUGCAGAAGCUGGACGCGGCCUACAACCGCCUGCGCCUGCUGCCCGAAAAGGCGUUCGCCUCGCUGCGGCAACUGCGAGAGCUCAAGCUGGACCACAACCAGAUCGCGCGUGCCGAGCAAGGGGCGCUGUUCGGGCUCUCGCGCCUGCACAACCUUGACCUGGCGCACAACGCGUUGGUCGCGCUGCCGCCGCGCUUCCUGCAGCCGGCGGAGAUGCUCUCGGAACUGUACCUGCGCAACAACUCGCUGAGCGCCCUGCCGCCGGCUCUGUUCGCGGGGCUGCACCAGUUGACCAUGCUCGACCUGGCGCACAACCAACUCAGCUCGGGAUGGCUCGGAGCCCCAGACACCCUGGCGGACUUGACGCGACUCGCUGUACUCGAUCUGUCGCACAAUCGGCUCACGAGGCUGGACGACGCUGCUUUUCGGUCUCUGCACAAUCUUCAAACACUUCAGCUGCAGCACAACCUGAUCGAGUCGAUCGCGGACUUGGCGUUCGCGUCGCUUUACAACCUGCACACGCUAGUCCUAAGCCACAACCGUCUGAAAUUUGUGGGAACGCACAUGUUCACCGGCCUUUCGUCGCUCGGUGGCCUUUAUGUGGACCACAACCGACUCGAGUCUCUGGCACCAGACGCCUUUCACAACGUGACCAACCUUCAGGAGAUCAUCCUCGCUGGAAACAGGCUGUCGUCUGUGCCACGGGUUGUGCAGACUCUGCAGCUGCUUCGCUCCCUCGACGUGGCCGACAACAUGGUCGCGGACAUUCAGAACGCGUCCUAUCAAGGACUGCGCCAGCUGUACGGCCUCAAUCUGAUGGGAAACCACAUAGGGAACUUGAGUCAAGGCGCCUUCCACGAGCUGCCGUCGCUGCGUAUUCUCAAUUUGGCUCGCAAUGGAAUUCAGUCCAUCGAACAAGGCACAUUCGAUGACGUCCCUGACCUUCACGCUUUGCGUUUGGACUCCAAUUUCUUGGACGACGUUAAUGGCCUUUUUAGUAACCUGCACGACCUCAUCAUGCUGAACAUCUCGGCCAACCGUGUGCGAUGGUUCGACUACGCUCUUAUUCCCAUCGGACUGCAGUGGCUCGACAUCCACGACAAUCAGAUAGAGGCGCUGGGGAACUACUUUGAGCUGGAGUCCAUUUUGAAACUGAGGACGCUGGACGUGUCGCACAACAGGCUCACCGACCUCGACUCAUCGUCUCUGCCGAAUGGCAUAGAAAUUGUUUUCUUGAAGGGAAACCAGCUGCGUCGCAUUCAGCCCUUCACUUUUCUCGGUAAACAGAACCUCACACGUGUCGACCUGACGGACAACAAGCUGGAGACAUUGGACAUGACGAUGUUCAGGCUGAGCGAGGUUCCAAGCGGUCGGCCGCUGCCGCAGUUCAUGGUGGCCGGGAACCCGUAUCUCUGCGACUGCCACAUGGAGUGGCUCCAGCGCCUGGGGCAUCUAGACGAUUCGAGGCAGUACCCGCGAGUGAUAGACCUGGCGGACGUGGCGUGCCACCUGAGUUUCAGUCGGAGGAAAGCCACCCUGGCGCUCGUCACGGCGCAGUCGUCCGAGUUCCUGUGCCGGUACCGCAACCACUGCUUCGCGCUCUGCCACUGCUGCGACUUUGACGCUUGCGACUGUGAGAUGGUAUGCCCAGACAACUGCACCUGUUACUACGACCAGAGCUGGAACACCAACAUCGUGGACUGCAGCGCCAGGGCGCACGGCGCUGUUCCCAAGCAGCUCCCGAUGGACGUAACCGAGCUGUACCUGGACGGUAAUGACAUACCGACGUUGUCUAGCCAUACCUACAUCGGUCGAAAGAACAUGAAGGUACUCUACCUGAACAGCAGCAACGUGCAGACCAUCAACAAUCGAACAUUCAGUGGUCUGCGCACGCUCCGAGUGCUGCGGCUAGACCACAACCGACUGGCAACGCUGCACGGCUACGAAUUCGAUGGGCUCGGAGAGCUGAGGGAACUCUACCUUUCGUACAACCACCUGACGAGCAUCAACAACGCCACAUUCCUGCCGCUCAAAUCUCUCGAGGUGCUGCACUUGGACCACAACUACAUCCUCGCAAUGGCCGUCGGGAACCUGCAGCCGCGCCUCAACGACGUGCGCCUCUCGGAUAAUCCGUGGUCGUGCGACUGCCGUUUCGUGCAGGAGCUGGCGGACUUCCUGCAGAACCGCGGCGCCGACCUGGUGGUGCGCGACCUCUUGAGCGUCCACUGCGUGCACAACGAGACGGCGGUGCUGCCCCUGUGGGAGCUGAACGCCACGUCGUGCACCAACGCGUCGGCAGCGAGCACGCACGCGCGCCACGUCCAAGACCUGCUCCCUCUGCUCGUCGUCGUUGGUGUGGUGUUUCUCCUGCUGGUGUGCGUGGUGGCUGUAGCCUUGGUGUAUCGCCGCCAGAUGAGCGUGUGGUUCUACACCAAGUACGGCGUGCGCGUGUUCCAGCGAGCGCCCGCCGAGGAAGAGAAGCUGUUCGACGCCUUCGUCUCGUACAGCAAGAAGGACGAGGCGUUCGUGGCCCAGAUCCUGGCGCCCGAGCUCGAGUGCGGCAGCCCGCCGUACCGACUGUGCCUUCACUACCGCGACCUGCCCAUGGCCGGUGGCUACCUGACAGACGCCAUCAGCGAGGCCGUCGAGAGCAGUCGGCGGACUAUUGUGAUCCUCUCGGAGCACUUCCUCAAGAGCGAGUGGUGCCGCUACGAGUUCAAGUCGGCCCAUCACGAGGUGCUGCACGGCUGCAGCCACCGGCUGGUGGUCGUCUUCCUCGGCCGGGUCUCCUUCAGGGAGCUGGACCCGGACAUUCGGCUGUGGCUCAAGUCCAGCACGUUCCUGCGCUGGGGCGAGAAGAGGUUCUGGGACAAGCUGCGAUACGCCAUGCCAGACACGCGGCAUCGCAAGGUGGCCGCCGCCUCUGGCAGCCGUAGCGACGUCGCCAGCGUGCACAUCUGACGUCGCCGUGUACAGUGGUGUGCCAGUGCCAAGGUGUAUGUGUGUGUGUGCGCGCGGUGGCUGCCUUGUGGAUUACAUGUGGCCAGGAUAUGCACGGGCUUGGCCCCUUUCAUCUAAGUCAAGUCUCCCCCCAGUUUGCGCUGUGCAGGUAAAAACACCUUCUCUUGCUCUGCUGCCAACGAACUUCGUGACUUCCUGUUUUUUUAACCAAUGACUAUCCGUCUAGAAACUGUACCAACUCCUUUAAGCGGUCGCUGGUUGUAUACGUGAGAACGCUUUCAAACGAACUGGUGGCAUAGGGAGGCCUCUGGGGUCAUGUUUCUCUGUACAUAGAAGUGUAAUAUAGCCCCUGUAUGUCAUUUUUUACUCGUAAUUUAUGAAUUCGUUUCCUCAGCGUCGUACUUGCGUUGCUCUGAAUGACUACCAAGAGCCGAAACAACACGCUGGCACUUCGUGGGACGUAGGCAUUGGACUGUGAUGUACAUUCCUAUGCAGUUUGCGACAUAUUGUGGAGGACUGCCUAACUUGCACAGAUUUCUUUCUUUUUUUUUUAGGAAAAUGCUGUGACUUGCAUGUCGGAGAGAAACCGUGUGCCACCAUUAUUUAUUUAUACUUAUUUAAGCGCGAUUUGCAUCCCUACACUACAGUGCUUGUAUCGCGAAUCCUAGACUGUACCAAGUGGCCUCGGUCCUUGGACUCACGUACUACGAGGAACCUCAGAUUUAUUCGGAAAGUAGACACGCUGCUAUAGAGAUGCCCUGUGAAAGUUUCAUGUCAUAAAAAAAAAGGAGAAAAAAGAACAAUUCAACCGUAAUUCACGCCUCGAAAAAAAAAAAUGGUAUUGCGAAAGCCCAUAGGCAAGUAGAUAUCUCUAGGUGUGAGUCCACAAGAGUGUGCGUAACCCACGUGGUGUAUUAAGGCCUCGAAUAUCAAUUUAGUCCCGCUAUCUCUUGAAACGAAUAUUCCUACGAAUUUUACUCGCCAGUGACCCGGUACCUUCAGUCGCAUAAAUUUUUAGCAGCAGCCUUCUCAUUUUCUUCCAUUAUUGCUCGAGAGUUUACAGUCACAAGGCAAGCCUUCAAGGUAAUGUACUUAGUUGUGCUAUGGAUGUGACGCAAACAGCAAAGAAAUCUUUUGGAAGGAACAACUACGGCAAUAAAGCGAAGUGUGUCAACACUUGGAAAUGUUGAA
Dermacentor andersoni is the source of this 5434-nucleotide messenger RNA. Its product is annotated as toll-like receptor Tollo. Gene Ontology annotation, molecular function: protein binding. The record is from RefSeq and is a predicted model, not a curated record. Gene Ontology annotation, cellular component: plasma membrane. Gene Ontology annotation, biological process: signal transduction. Lineage: Eukaryota; Metazoa; Arthropoda; Arachnida; Ixodida; Ixodidae.